AUGAGCGAAGUUACGACUCUAUCGACUCUGGGUGAUAACAGCAACCUUACUAACGAAAAAUUGGACUUUAAUAAAGCAGGAAGAGCCCGAGAAGAAGACGUUGUUCGACAUUGGAGCGAUGACAAUGAGGAAGAGACCGCAGAGGUCAAUGAGAACGACGAUUUCUUUGGCAGAAUCGAAGACGAGUCAUGGGACGGUCUAGUGGAGACCGCGUACAAUUUUCAUCUGCAUUUGCGCCAAGCAUUUCCUCAGGUGAUUUCUAGAGCUAGUAAGCUUGAAGUUGUUCCAGAGGCAGAAACAAUGGAAUCGUCAUCUGCUAAGGCUGGGCAAGAUUUGCACUUGCCGAUCUCAUCGUCGACUAUGUAUUCGAUACCGUACCAAGGUGCCAUUGUAAAAUUGGACUUCACACACUUUAACAAUACUAACUACAUCAAUACUAUCGUCACAGCCGUGUCCACGGGCUAUGACAUGAGUCGAGUAGACGAUGAUGUGCUGUCAAGUUUCAGUCAUGUGCCUUUCGGGCUGGACAAUCAUAGCGACUUGGACGACGUUGUUAACCUCGAUGACCUGGUUUCGUCGGACAGCGAAUGGCCUUCACCUCCAGUGGCAGCAAGAACUUCUCUCAGUCAAAGUUUUAUCGCAGGACCAGCACGGCAUCCACGAACGUCGCUACGAAAAAUGAGCACUUGUUCUUCUAGACCGGCAUCAGCGCACAGGGAGACGGUAAUGGUAAACAAAAUGGCACCUACAGUUGCUCGAAUGACGAGCAGCCAAGUGGGCAAGAGGAAAGCCAGAACGCGAACGGUCAAACGCAAGGAGCUUGUAAUUGUUCGUAUGAAAUGGGUAACGGUGAGAUCAGAGGACUUGCCACCAGACCCUCGAUACGACUGUGGGCUAGCGAUCCAUGGGAAUGUCGUGAUUGUUGUAGGUGGCAUCGUCGGCAAGCUACGCCUAAACGACUUGCACACUUUAGACCUCGCAGCAAAGCCGUCGCCUCGAUGGGCUCAACCACCGAUAAGCGGUACGCCACCACCGUCAGGUCACCUGCUCCAGAUAUUCGUCCUUGGCGACGAUUUGUAUGCGAUCGGUGGCACAAUUGAUGGAAAAUUUCUAACAGAACUUCACCGGCUCAACGUACAAGAAUGGAAGUGGGAUAAGCUUGAAGUUGCCGGAAACCCUCCGUCAAUGCGAUAUUGGUAUUCGCUGGCAGUGUUGCAGGGCAUGGCUAGUACGGGGGUUACGGGCAUCCUCAGCGACUUAGCGAUACGUUUGCGCUUCGAUUUGACACAAAAAUUCCGACAUGGGUGGAGCUGCGGCCUCGAGAUCGCAUGUACAUUAUUCGGAGGAUACGACGGCAAAUACCGUCGUGGUCAAGUAUUUGCUUUUGAAAUCGAGGACGCUACAAAAGAGGGUAUUGAUUGUGUUUGGCGCAAAAUAGAGACCCAAGGCGACGGCCCUGCAUCACGCUACACGCACUCGGGGGUCAGCGUUGGGUCGCGAAUAAUUGUGUACGGAGGUAACAAUGGAUGCUUGAAAGGCGACGCGUAUGUAUUGGACCUCGGGACAGUUGAAGCGAUGCCGACCUGGAAACUAGUCAAGUGUGAUCCUCCUCUAACUCCUCGAUCCUGGCAUCGAGCAGUGGCUUGA
Molecule: messenger RNA, 1647 nt
Organism: Peronospora farinosa
Lineage: Eukaryota; Oomycota; Peronosporomycetes; Peronosporales; Peronosporaceae
Source: the annotation of a GenBank genome assembly